Hermetia illucens (black soldier fly) is the source of this 489-nucleotide messenger RNA. RefSeq lists its product as uncharacterized. The record is from RefSeq and is a predicted model, not a curated record. The transcript is spliced from 2 exons. Lineage: Eukaryota; Metazoa; Arthropoda; Insecta; Diptera; Stratiomyidae. The coding region runs from base 120 to 434 and encodes 104 amino acids.
AUUUAUUGCAAACAUCCAGAAUUUGGUCCCUGAAAAUUUGUAUAAAAGUCCAGCUCGAUGCACCAAACUGCAUCACUCAGGUUUGAAUCAUUUAAAGAGUUCACACCAAAUUAAAUAAAAUGAAGUUCAUCGUAGUUGCUUUGGCUUUAAUUGGUGCUGCAAUUGCCCUCCCACCACCAGGACAUGUUGGUCUAGUUCAGGUGGCUCCGGCCCAUGGAACACUUCUUCACGGAGGUAUAUUGGGUCAUGCUCCACCUGCGGUAGUUGGGGUUAUAAAUCCCCAUCAUGACGCUGCAAUUGGAUCAGCUUUCCAAGCCGGAUACCAACAUGGUCUCGCUUCCAGCCAUAACCUUGCAAAUCAUGGUACCCUUCUUCCCGUUCAUGGGGGACAUCAACCUCUUUUACCAGCGACUCCAAAGCAUUAUGACAAGUAAAUUACGGAAGUCUGUACGGAUUAAAUUAAAAUAAAUGGAUAAUUUCAAAAACAAA